Messenger RNA from Strongyloides ratti, 4905 nucleotides. RefSeq names its product Kinesin-like protein KIF1B. The transcript is spliced from 5 exons. Bases 1 to 4905 code for a protein of 1634 amino acids. Gene Ontology annotation, biological process: microtubule-based movement. Gene Ontology annotation, molecular function: ATP binding; microtubule motor activity; microtubule binding. The record is from RefSeq and is a predicted model, not a curated record. Lineage: Eukaryota; Metazoa; Nematoda; Chromadorea; Rhabditida; Strongyloididae.
AUGUCAUCUGUUAAAGUUGCCGUUCGUGUUAGACCAUUUAAUUCUAGAGAAAUUUUAAAUGAUUCAAAAUGUGUUUUAAGUGUUCAAAAUAAUACAACAACAAUUUCUGGAUCAAGUGGAAUUGGUCCACCUCAAACACAUAGUUUUAAUUAUGAUUAUUCAUAUUGGUCAUUUAAUAAAAAUGAUAAUCAUUUUGUAUCACAAAAACAAGUAUAUAAUGAGUUAGGAGUUGAAAUGUUAGAACAUGCAUUUCAAGGAUAUAAUGUUUGUAUAUUUGCUUAUGGGCAAACUGGUGCAGGAAAAAGUUAUACUAUGAUGGGAAAACCAAAUGAUGAAGAUGAGAUGGGAAUUAUUCCAAGAAUGUGCAAAGAGUUAUUUGAUAGAAUACAUGAGACAGAAAAAAAUGAUCCAAAUAUUAAACAUAGUGUUGAAGUAUCAUAUAUGGAAAUAUAUUGUGAGCGUGUACGUGACUUAUUAAAUCCUUCAAAUACAGGAAAUUUACGAGUUCGUGAGCAUCCUUUACUUGGUCCAUAUGUUGAUGAUUUAACAAAAUUAGCUGUUUGUUCUUAUCAAGACAUAACAGAUUUAAUGGAUGAAGGAAAUAAAGCUAGAACAGUAGCUGCCACAAAUAUGAAUUCUACAUCAUCUAGAAGUCAUGCUGUAUUUACAAUUGUAUUAACACAGCAAAGGCAUGAUAUUGAGACAAAUUUAGACACAGAAAAAGUAAGUAAAAUUAGUUUAGUGGAUUUAGCUGGAAGUGAAAGGGCAACAUCAACUGGAGCUGAGGGACAAAGAUUAAAAGAAGGGGCUAACAUUAAUAAAAGUUUAACAACAUUAGGAUUAGUUAUAUCAAAACUUGCUGAAGAGGCAACAAGAAAAAAAGGAAAACCAAAAAGUGUUAUACCAUUUAGAGAUUCUGUUUUAACAUGGUUACUUAGAGAAAAUCUUGGAGGAAAUUCAAAAACAGCCAUGAUUGCUGCAUUGUCACCGGCUCAUAUUAAUUUUGAAGAAACUUUAAGUACAUUACGAUAUGCUGAUAGAGCUAAACAAAUUAUGUGCCGUGCUGUUAUUAAUGAAGAUCCUAAUGCUAAAUUAAUAAGAGAAUUAAAAGAAGAAGUAUUUAGACUUAAAAAUUUAUUACAAACAAAAGGAAUUGAAGUUGAUGAAAUUGGUCAAACAGAAUGUACAAAAAGAAAAAGUAAACUAUAUUCAGCAAAUGAUAAAGAUACUAUUGAACAAUUAAAAACAUCUGAAAAAUUGAUAGCACAAUUAAAUGAAACAUGGGAAGAAAAAUUAAAGAAAACAGAAGAUAUUCGUAGAACACGAGAAGAAGAAUUACGUGAAAUGGGUCUUGCAACAACAGAAGAUGGAUCAACACUUGGUGUUUUUUCACCAAAAAAAUUACCACAUCUUGUUAAUUUAAAUGAAGAUCCAUUAAUGUCAGAAUGUUUAUUAUAUUAUAUAAAAGAAGGUAAAACAAAAGUAGGUAGAAAUGAAGCUAUUCCAAGGCCGGAUAUAAUAUUAGGUGGUGAAGAAAUUUUAAAUCAUCAUUGUACAUUUGUUCAUGAAGAUGGUUGUGUUUGUUUGGUACCAGAUAAAGGAGCAGAAUGUUUUGUUAAUGGAAGACCAGUUACAAAUUCUGUUACAUUACAUACAGGAUCACGUGUUAUAUUAGGAAGAAGUCAUGUUUUUAGAUAUAAUGAUCCUCAAGAGGCACGUCAAAGUAGGCAUAAUUUGUCAAAUCUUCAAAAUGAACCAUUAGAUUGGAGGUAUGCUCAACAAGAACUUUUAGAAAAACAAGGUAUUGACUUAAAAGAAGAAAUGGAAAAAAAGAUUAUUGAAAUUGAGGCAACUUAUCGUAAGGAAAGAGCUGAAUUAGAAAGAAAAAUGGAAAUGAAAACACUUGAAUAUGAAAGUAGAAUUGAAAAUUUACAAAGACAGGUUGAUUUAGCGCAAAGUAUGAUAUCAUCAAACUGUUCUAAUUGGGAAGGUGAACGUAUAUUAUCAUCAAGUUUAUUAGCUGAAAUUAAUGAACCUCGAUGGACAAUAGAAGAGGAAAGAGUUGCUCGUAAAGCUGCAAUAAAAUGGAGAUAUCAUCAAUUUACAUCAGUUAGAGAUGAUUUAUGGGGAAAUGCAAUAUUUUUAAAGGAAGCUAAUGCUAUAGCUGUUGAAUUAAAAAAACAAGUAGAAUUUCAAUUUGUUCUUUUAACUGAUACAAUGUAUAGUCCACUUCCACCUGAUUUAUUACCACCAGGAGAAGAUUUAUCAUUAAGACCAUACCCAAAGACAGUUGUUGCUGUACAAGUACAAGAUUUAAGAAAUAGUGCUGUACAUUAUUGGAGUAUUGAAAAAUUAAAACAAAGAUUAGAAGAUAUGAGAAGAAUGUAUAAUUCUGAUAUAAGUGAAUGUUGUACACCAGAAAAACCUUUUAAUAAUCCUCAAGAAAUGUGGUCACCAUCAUGUGUAUCAAAAAGUUUAUUAGGUAAUAAUACAUGUUCAAUGGAUGAUGUAUGUGUUAUGGAUUCACCAAUUGAUGAUUCAGGUAUGGAUUUUAUAAUAGGAACAGAUCCAUUUUAUGAUAGAUUUCCAUGGUUUAGAAUGAUUGGAAGAGCAUUUGUUUAUCUUAAUAAUUUAUUAUAUAAUGUUCCUAUGAUUCAUAAAGUUGCAUUAGUUUCUGAGAAAGGUGAUGUUAAAGGAUAUCUUAAAGUAUCAAUUGAAAUAAUAGAAAAACCAACUGAUGGUAGAAAAAGUUCAAAACUUAAUUUUAGAAAAGAAGAUUUUUUAAAAAAAGGUAAACGUUGUCAGACAGAUUCAUAUCGUAAAGGAAAUGGUGCAUCAACAAAUGAUAGAACAGAUGAUGAAAAAGAAGAAGAAAUAAUUGUUGAAUAUCCAUCACAUAUUAAAAAAGAUUCUGAAAUAUUUUUUAAAGUAACUGUUUUAGAAGCUAUAAAUGUUCCAAAAGUUUACAGUGACAUAUUUUGUCAAUUUAAUUUUCUUCAUCGUCAUGAUGAAGCUUUUUCAACAGAACCAACAAGUAAUGGUAGUGGUAAAGGAUCUCUUACAUUUGGUCAUGUACAAAAUAUGCAUACUAUAGCUAAUCCUGCUUUUGUUUAUUAUCUCAAUCAUUUUCCACUUAUUUUCGAAGUUUUUGGUCAUCUUAUUAAAACAAAUAAACAAAAUUCUAUUGAACCAUCAACACCUUUAUCAAGAAGAUUAUCAUCUAAACUUACUUUUCAACAACCAUCAUUAGUUAUAUCAACACCAGUUAAAAGUUUUAAAAGUGGUUUAUCACCAUCAUUAACACCAAAUCAUAUAAAAACAAAGUAUGAUUUACUUGUUUGGUUUGAAAUAUGUGAACUUGGUAGUACUGGUGAAUAUGUACCAGCAAUUGUUGAUCAUGCUAAUGGAUUACCAACACAUGGUGUUUUCCUUCUUCAUCAAGGUAUUCAAAGAAGAAUUAAAAUAACAAUAUGUCAUGAGAAAGGUGAUUUAAGAUGGAAGGAUUGUCAAGAGUUAGUUGUUGGUAGAAUAAGAACAACACCAGAAUGGUGUGGUGAAGAUAUUGAUGUUUUAAGUUUAGGAUUAUUUCCAGGAACAUUUUUAGAAUUUUCAAUGGAUGAUAGAAUAUUUUUUCAAUUUGAAGCUGCUUGGGACAGUUCAUUGCAUAAUUCAGCUUUGCUUAAUAGAGUUUCAAAUUAUGGUGAUCAAAUUUAUAUGACAUUAUCUGCUUACAUGGAAAUUGAAGGUACUCAUCAACCUGUUGUUAUUACAAAAGAUUUAAGUCUUCUUAUCUAUGCUAGAGAUUCAAAAAUAUCUGCUGCUAGUAGAUUUUGUCGUUCUUUGGUUGGUGGAAUUAGUAAAAGUCCUGAAAUGAAUAGAGUUCCAGGAGUUUAUCAACUAUCACUUAAAGAAUUCACCGAUACAGGUAGUCCAGGUACAAUAAGAAGACAAAGACGAGUACUUGAUACUUCGUCAACCUAUGUUAGAGGUGAAGAAAAUCUAGGAAACUGGAGACCACGAGGUGAUUCUUUAAUUUUUGAACAUCAAUGGGAACUUGAAAAAUUAUCUAGACUCCAAAAUGUUGAAAGAGUAAGAUUAUUUUUAAGACUUCGUAAUACUUUAAAAAAAAUGAAAGGUAAAAAAGAUGAUAUUGAAACACCAAUUUCACCAACAACACCAAAAUAUCCAAUUCCUAAUAUUGUAAAAAUUUCAUCAAAAGAAAGAAAAAUUUUAGAAAAAGUUAUAAAACUUAUAACACAAAAAAUUCCAGUUAAUAAAGAAUCACCAACUGGUAAAAAUGUUGAUUCAUCAGAACAAGAUAGUUCACUUGGUAGUAGUAUUACAAGUCCUGAUGGAGAAAUUAAUGGCUCAAUAAAAUAUUCACCAUCAUCUGAUCUUUUAAAUAAAAAUAAAUCAAAAUCAGUACAAAAUUUAUUAACUGAUGACUUGUUAAAUGAUAGUAUGCGUCGUUCUGUUAGUGGAAGUCAAUUAUCUCAAAUGUCAGCAUUAGUACCAGACGUAGUUGAAGAAAGGGUUGGUAUUGUUGUUUCAAAGAAAGGAUACAUGAAUUUUCUUGAAGAAAAAACUCAUGGAUGGAUAAAGAGAUGGGUUGUUGUUAGAAGACCAUAUAUUCUUCUUUAUAGAGAUGAAAAAGAUUUAGUUAUACGUGGAAUUAUUAAUCUUGCUAAUGCACAAAUAGAAUAUUCUGAAGAUCAUGAAGCAAUGAUAAAAAUACCACAUACUUUUACUGUUCGUACUGAUCAUCGUAGCUUUUUAAUGCAAACAUUAUCUAACGAUGAAUUUCAAAUUUACGAUUGGUUGUAUGCUUUUAAUCCACUCCUUGCUGGUCAACUAAAAUGUAAAUCAAGUGUUUUAAGCACUAAAGUCCCAACAAAAAAUGACUAA